This is a messenger RNA of Echinops telfairi (small Madagascar hedgehog), 413 nucleotides long. RefSeq names its product placenta associated 9 (gene PLAC9). The transcript is spliced from 4 exons. The record is from RefSeq and is a predicted model, not a curated record. Bases 17 to 301 code for a protein of 94 amino acids. Lineage: Eukaryota; Metazoa; Chordata; Mammalia; Afrosoricida; Tenrecidae.
UGAGCCAGUCAGCACCAUGCGGCCCUUGCUCUGUGCUCUGGCUGGGUUCUCUCUGCUCAGCGCUUUGGGAGCCUUCGUGGCUGCUGAACCCUUCAGCCCUUCCCAAGGAGACCCAAGCUGGACCGGUGGUUGUGAAAGACAUGAACGUUUAAAUGUCAUUGAGGAGACUGUGGAGAAGACAGUGGAGCACCUGGAGGCAGAAGUGAAGGGCCUGCUGGAUCUGUUGGAGGGGCUGGCCUGGAAUUUACCUGACAGGCCCUUCAGCCCGGCCCCUGACCUCCUUGAACAGAAUGCUUUCUAAGCACAGGAGAUGGAAGCCUGGAGGUUGGCGGGACAAUCGUCUCUGCUAGCAAAGCCAUCGUUCCCCUGCUUUCUCAUCAUUGCAUGAAAUAAAGCAACUCCUUUGGUCCCCU